Molecule: messenger RNA, 1272 nt
Organism: Recurvomyces mirabilis
Lineage: Eukaryota; Fungi; Ascomycota; Dothideomycetes; Mycosphaerellales; Teratosphaeriaceae
Gene: BNA3
Product: arylformamidase
Exons: 2
Coding region: 1-1272 (423 amino acids)
Biological process (GO): biosynthetic process
Cellular component (GO): cytoplasm; mitochondrion
Molecular function (GO): L-kynurenine:2-oxoglutarate transaminase activity; pyridoxal phosphate binding
Source: RefSeq, a predicted model, not a curated record
AUGAUACAGGAUCCAUUCAAGCCAGCUGCUCGAGUUGCUGGACAGCGACAGGAUGUCUGGAGCAUCGUCAACGAGGCUGCACAGGCUUCACCCGUGCAGCCCAUCGUCAACAUGGGUCAAGGUUUCUUCGGCUAUAACCCUCCUGAAUUCGUGCUAGAUGCUGCUAGAGAUGCUCUGAGCAAGGUCGAAUGCAAUCAGUACUCACCGACGAAGGGCCGCCCAAGGCUGAAGAAAGCUAUUGCUGAUGCGUACUCGCCAUUCUUUGGUCGAACUAUUGAUCCCGAGAAGGAAGUCACGAUCACCACCGGAGCCAACGAGGGAAUGCUGUCAGCAUUCAUGGGCUUCCUGGAGCAAGGAGAUGAAGUCAUCGUGUUCGAGCCGUUCUUCGACCAGUACAUUUCCAACAUCGAGAUGCCCGGUGGCAAGGUCGUCUAUGUGCCAUUACAUCCUCCCAAGGACGGCGCCACCAAAACUACCUCAGCUGGAGAGUGGUCCCUGGACCUUAAGGCAUUAGAGAGCGCGAUUACGGACCGCACCCGCAUGAUUGUGCUGAACAGCCCGCAUAACCCAAUUGGCAAGGUCUUCUCGAAGGACGAGCUACAAGCUAUAGGGGAUCUGUGCGUGAAGCACAACAUCAUCAUCCUGUCUGAUGAGGUUUAUGACCGCCUAUACUACGUCCCAUUCACACGCAUGGCGACUCUUUCACCGGAAGUGGCAAAGCUCACGCUCACGGUCGGAAGUGGAGGCAAAAACUUCUAUGCUACUGGCUGGCGAGUGGGCUGGUUGAUCGGACCCGAGCAUUUGAUCAAGUAUGUCAGUGCAGCACAUACCAGGAUCUGCUACAGCUCUGUCUCGCCUUUACAGGAAGCUACCGCUGUCGCCUUCGAGCAAGCAGAUGCGCAUGGUUUCUGGGACGAAUCUAAGAAGGAAAUGAAAGCCAAGGUCGACCGCUUCACCGAAGUCUUCCGCGAGCUCGACUUGCCCUACUCCGAUCCAGAAGGUGGGUACUUUGUCCUCGUGAAUCUCGCGAAGGUGAAGCUGCCCGAAGACUAUGAUUUCCCGCCACACGUCGCCAGUCGGCCACGUGACUUCAAGCUCUGCUGGUUCUGCAUUAAGGAGUUGGGCGUGGCUGCCAUUCCGCCGACAGAAUUCUUCACGGACAAGAACGCGCAUAUUGUCGAGGACUGGUUGAGGUUCGCUGUGUGCAAGGACGAUGAAGUGCUGGACAGGGCUAAGGAGAGACUGCGAGGUCUGAAGAAUUACAUACAGUAG